Molecule: messenger RNA, 1739 nt
Organism: Oxyura jamaicensis (ruddy duck)
Lineage: Eukaryota; Metazoa; Chordata; Aves; Anseriformes; Anatidae
Gene: CXCR5
Product: C-X-C motif chemokine receptor 5
Exons: 2
Coding region: 100-1215 (371 amino acids)
Biological process (GO): immune response; B cell activation; G protein-coupled receptor signaling pathway
Cellular component (GO): membrane
Molecular function (GO): C-X-C chemokine receptor activity
Source: RefSeq, a predicted model, not a curated record
UGCUGGGUCCCUCCCUACUCACUUAAAUGACUAACUCCACCCCAAAAAAGAACUUUUGCCGAAAUUGCUGGAGGAGAGGCAGAUCCUGCCCCUGAAACCAUGGGGCCUGUCAGCUACUCAUCAGAGACCUAUGACCUGAGCCAGGCGGAGCUGAGUGGUUACUACGAGGCUGAGAACACAACCCCUUCUUUGGAGGGCUACUUUUGCUUCAAUCCGGCCUCAUCUGUGGUUGGCAACCAGAGAGACCCCUUCAGAAAGGUCUUCAUGCCCCUCAUCUAUCUGCUUAUGUUUGUGCUGGGAACUGUGGGCAAUGCGCUGGUCCUGGUCAUUUUAGAGAGGUUCAAGCGGUCUCGCACAACCACGGAAAACUUCCUCUUCCACCUCACCCUGGCCAACCUGGCACUGCUGCUCACCUUCCCCUUCAGUGUGGUUGAGAGCUUGGCUGGAUGGGUAUUUGGGACUUUCCUCUGCAAGAUCCUCAGUGCUGUCCACAAGAUUAAUUUCUACUGCAGUAGCAUGCUACUGGGGUGCAUUGCUGUAGACCGCUACCUGGCCAUUGUUUACGCAAUCCACACCUACCGCAAACGCAGAGCUCGCUCCAUCCACCUCACAUGCAUGGCGGUCUGGCUCUGUUCCUUGCUCUUGACCUUACCCGAUCUCAUCUUCAUGGAAGUCUGGACAGAUGAGAGCAACCGCAGCAUUUGCUAUUUUCCAGAGAUUGGGAUUCAUGGCAACAACGCGUGGCUGGCAACCCGUUUCCUGUACCACACUGUGGGUUUCUUUGUGCCCCUUCUGGUCAUGUGUUACUGCUACAUGGCCAUUGUCCGGACUCUAUGUCAGUCCCAACGCCUGCAGAGGCAAAAAGCUGUCCGCGUAGCCAUCCUGGUCACAGGUGUGUUCCUGCUCUGCUGGAGCCCGUACCACAUUGUCAUCUUUCUGAACACACUUACCAAGCUAGAAGCCUUCACCAAGAACUGCCUCCUGGAAGACCAGCUGGACACAGCCAUCAUGGUGACAGAGGCCAUCGGCUUCACACACUGUUGCCUCAACCCCAUCCUCUAUGCCUUCAUUGGGGUCAAGUUCCGUAAUGACUUCUUCCGUAUCCUGCAGGAGCUUGGCUGUAUAAGCCAGGAGACCCUACAGGAGAUCCUGGAGGUGACCAGGAAGGGCAGUGGAAUCGAGUCUGACAACACCACCUCAAUCUCCACUUUCUAACUCAGAAAGGCUACUGCAGGGCAGAAAUGACCUGUGGCGUGCCUGUUCAGUGGCACACAUGCUGUGGCCUCAGUACUAAGUUUCACAAGUGUCCCCACCACUCUCUUUACUACUCAGGAAACUGAGAUCUAAUAGCCACCUAACACCCAAAUCCCCCCCCAGAUACCUUCCCUGGAUCCUUCCGGUUCACAUACAUUCAGAAAUCUGUCUGGCAGUGUUGGCAAAUGCCUGAUGGUCACACUGACAGGGCUGGAUGAACGCAGGCAGGUUGAACCUGAUAUCACCACAUCUCUCUCAAAAAAAAAAAUUGACUGCAGGUGUCCUUUGCACAGAGCCAGACACAGGUCUGGGUUGCCAAGGGGUAGGAAAAAAAAAAAGCACAGCCAAGUAAAGGUGGAGUCAUGUCAGUGAGCAAGCACUGAGGACAAAGAUGAAACAAGUUCCCAUUUCACCUGCUCACGUCACUAGACAUGCCCAAAGGAAGCAGUGGGACUCAAUUACCAUGGCAGAUAGAGUGAGAGAUG